This is a messenger RNA of Ilex paraguariensis (yerba mate), 1212 nucleotides long. NCBI's taxonomy places the organism in Eukaryota, Viridiplantae, Streptophyta, Magnoliopsida, Aquifoliales, Aquifoliaceae. The record is from the annotation of a GenBank genome assembly.
AUGACUUCUCUCAAGAAACAUCAGGAUAAGUCGGCAUUUUCUGGCAAAUCUUUACUCUACCUUAAUCGGCAUCAGACGGAGGAGUGGAAAGGAUGGAUGCAGGCAAGUAUUUAUGUCAAAGUUCGUAACUUGAAUGCACUGGUCCUAUUUUUAAUGUAUCAUUACUUUGCUGCAACGGAGAUAUACAAUGCAAUACGUGUUUUUAUUGCUGCAUAUGUCUGGAUGACUGGUUUUGGCAACUUCUCCUACUAUUACAUUCGCAAGGACUUCAGCGUUGCACGGUUUGCUCAGAUGAUGUGGAGGCUAAAUUUUUUCGUGGCAUUUUGUUGCAUUGUCCUGAACAAUGACUAUAUGCUGUACUAUAUCUGCCCCAUGCAUACGCUUUUCACUCUUAUGGUGUAUGGGGCCCUUGGAAUUGGCCACAAUUAUAAUGAUAAAAAAUCAGUGAUGGCAAUGAAAAUCGCCGCAUGCUUUCUGGUGGUUAUCCUGAUUUGGGAAAUUCCUGGAGUUUUUGAGUUUGUUUGGCGUCCUUUGACAUUCUUGUUAGGGUAUACUGAUCCUGCAAAACCAGAUCUCCCCCGGUUACAUGAAUGGCAUUUCAGAUCUGGACUUGAUCGCUACAUAUGGAUCAUCGGAAUGAUAUAUGCUUAUUUUCACCCUAACGUUGAGAAAUGGAUGGAGAAACUUGAGGAGUCUGAACCCAAGCGGAGACGAGCAAUCAAAACAGGCAUUGUUGCGGUUUCCUCAGUUGCUGGCUAUUUGUGGUAUGAAUAUAUUUACAAGCUGGACAAGGUUACAUACAACAAGUUCCACCCCUACACAUCAUGGAUUCCUAUAACUGUAUACAUUUGCUUGCGGAAUUUCACUCAGGAGCUUCGGAAUUUCUCAUUGACCCUCUUUGCGUGGCUUGGCAAGAUUACAUUAGAAACCUACAUUUCCCAGUUCCACAUCUGGCUGAGAUCAAACACCCCUAACGGACAGCCUAAGUGGCUACUUUCUCUCAUCCCAGAUUAUCCUUUGCUCAACUUCAUGCUCACAACUGCUAUUUAUGUAUUGGUAUCCUGCCGGCUCUUUGAACUGACGAAUACACUCAAAUCUGUUUUUGUACCCACAAGGGACAAUCGGCAGCUUCUGUACAACUUUCUUGCUGGAGCUGCAAUUUCUGUGUGUCUUUAUUGCAUCUCGCUCAUUCUUGUUCAGAUCGCUCAUUAA